This is a messenger RNA of Desarmillaria tabescens, 1552 nucleotides long. RefSeq lists its product as uncharacterized. The record is from RefSeq and is a predicted model, not a curated record. The transcript is spliced from 3 exons. NCBI's taxonomy places the organism in Eukaryota, Fungi, Basidiomycota, Agaricomycetes, Agaricales, Physalacriaceae. The coding region runs from base 234 to 1454 and encodes 406 amino acids.
GAUUACAGUCCAUAUCAGAGACUAGAUAUUCGAGGGCAUCGGCGUUAUUUAUGGACUGUCUACAGUCUAUGAGCCAGCUUUUCUCGUGUUCGUAGUGCAGCAUCAUUGUAUCUGUUUAUUUUUCCACUAAAACGUACUACUACACACAAAGAACAAAAGUAGAACGGUCUGUGCCGGAUCGGCAGUGCACAAACCUGUGUUCGGCAUGCCGUGUAACAUCUCAACAAUCCAUCAUGGUCGAACUACCUCAAGAGCUCAUCGAGAAAAUCAUCGACAUCGUCAGCCAGCAUGAGACAUCGCUGCUACUCUCGUCAAAUCCCAUCAAGUCUUUGAAAUCCUGUGCACUUGUCGCACGAGCUUUUCGCUUUCGAUCUCAGUACCAUCUGUUCCAUGAUGUUUCCCUCCUCAAUACCCGACAUUACAUGCGGUUUCUCGUCAUUUGUGAAGCUUCCCCUCAUAUUCCAUCACUCGUCCGGUCCCUUCAUCUCGCGCAAAGCGACAGGUCUUCGAAUGUGGCGGAACGAGAAGUAUGGGGUCUACGCUCUAUUCUUUCAGGCAUGGUAAACCUGCGCAGUCUCCGCCUCUUCGAUUAUGGCAAAAUAUAUAGGUUUCCCUAUUCCUCGCUACCACCUUCCCUGACAUCAAUCGAGAUUCGGGAUGUCGAGUUCUACGACAUAGAUGACCUAUGCGCGUUGCUGAAUUGUCAUCCACGGCUUCGGACGUUGAAGCUUGGCGAAAACAUCAGUAUCAGGGCUUCGGGGGAGCAGGAUAAUAUGGAACUGAAGCAUAAUCUUUAUGUUUCCGGUCCAUGUAUCGAGACCUUGGAUAUCAGUGCCUACUUCAACUGGUAUAUAUUGCAAGCCGUGAUGGAAAACUCUUGCCACCGAUUUCCUUUCGAUCUACACCAUCUCCGUAAUCUCACUCUAGCAGUCACAUCGCCGAAUGUCCAUCGCUUUGUAGCGGCCAUUAUGACGCCCGUUGCAAGAUCGAUUGAAAGACUGGAGCUGAAUAUUUUCAAACGCGGGUUCAGUCUAGGGCAGCAUGGCUCUAUCUCCCAAUCCAAUCCCUCCCUUCCUUCCUUACCCCGUCUCCGCUCCAUCAGCAUUUAUUAUGAAAGCCCCAAUCGAUCGCUACUGGGUUGGAUAGCUUCAAACAUUUUCCGCCGUGCGCCCACCCUACAAGAGAUUACGCUGACCGUCUCUCUUCUCUCAACCCGCUUGACGGACGGACACAUCAUGAUUGACGGUGAAGGCAUAUGGAUGCGCCUGGAUGUCGUUAUCGCUGCGCAUCCUACUAUCCAGUCUUUCGUGAUUGAUUUGAGCGUGUUCAGAUCGACGAAAGACUUGGACUGGAGAGAAAUGAUGACGCUGUCUAUCCAGAAACUGCUUCCAGCCACGGUCGCUAGGGAGAUUAUGUUUGUUUCGUAUGGGGGUCGCAAGCAUAAAGUUCAGUAAACAUUUUAUUUCUACUAGGUCCCGACCUCUAGGCUAGAGGUCGGGACCUAGAACACAAUGCACUGGCAUGACAGAUAAACCCCAUCUUCUUUCGUAAU